UGGUACCUAAGUCGUGCAUCACAUUCAACGCGAAUCAAGAUUGUAUCAUACAACAGAUCAUCAAGUACAGCUUCACAAAAAAGUUACAUACACCCCAUCCUUCCUCCCGUUCUCUGUAGAUGAUCAUACAAGAAAAAGAUAAAUAGAAUAACUCAUUAUCAUUGUCGCGUCCCAUAUCUCAAAUGCGCUGCCCCCGAGUCCUCGCUCGAGAUUGACGGUAUUCGUAACGCGUGAAUGCAUGCCUAGGCCCAUCUCGUUCAAGUCCACACAUCCAGAGCAAUACUCUGAAGGGGAAGAACAGUACACCCAUGGUCAGGGAGAUUAUUGCCCUCACAGGCGCGAGCGCAAAGAAUCUGAAGAUGUAGAACGGGCCAGAUGGAGUGGUUCUGGAUACCCAAAACAUGAACCUUAUAAAUUCAAUAGCGAGAAAGAACGGGAAGGCGAAUAUCGUUAGAGAGAUGCCAUGCUCGACUUGGGCCAUUUUUCUGGUAUUCCUCACUCUUCAAGAUGGCGAUGGUGUUGGUUCAAC
Molecule: messenger RNA, 529 nt
Organism: Serpula lacrymans var. lacrymans S7.9
Lineage: Eukaryota; Fungi; Basidiomycota; Agaricomycetes; Boletales; Serpulaceae
Exons: 3
Coding region: 239-454 (71 amino acids)
Source: RefSeq, a predicted model, not a curated record